ACGCCUAUACGGGCCUAUACCUUGACCAGCCAUGGCAGCAGCACCACCGUGGAAGAAACCACGCAAUGCAGGGCCAGUGGUUUGGUGGAUGCGGAAUGACUUACGCCUUCAGGAUAAUCCCGUGGUCCGUGCAGCCGUGGCCGAAGCGCUGACGGAUCAACGCCCGUUGUUACCGGUCUUUAUCUUCGACCCACGUUUCCUGGAUCGCUCAUUCUACGGGCGAGUCACUGACCCGGACUUCAAAAAGUCGAUUUCCACUCGCAAACCCGUGGACUUCGGUGGUCGCAAGACCUGUGCCUUGCGUGCGCUCUUUUGGCUUCGCUGCGUGCGUGCCAUGAGUGAUGCCAUUGCUGCCAAGGGCGGACGCUUGCUGGUGUGCCAUGGCAAACCAGAAGACGUCCUUGCCCCUUUGCCUGCGGGUUCACUGGUGGUGUGUCAAAGCGAACCUGUUUCUCCCGAGCAGACCGAUGUUGAGGACAAGGUUGAGGAGGUGUUGUCGAAGACGCACGGUGAACUUUGGAGGAAGUGGGGAGCGAUGGGCCUUUAUCAUCGCAAGGACUUGCCGUUCCCUGUGAAUGGAGGGCCAGGGAACUACACAGAGCUCUGUUUGACCAUGGGCUGGGAGGACCUCUGGCGUUCCCCUGGCCGCACGGCAGAUGCUGCCCGCAUUCGUGUUCCUGUGGCUGCACCGGAUGCAUGGCCACAGGGGCUGGCGGCUGUUGAUCUUCCGGGACUCAUGUCGGAUCAAGUUCUGCGGGAUGAUCGGGAAGCACUGAAAUUCUUGGGUUACAGUGCAGAAGAGAUCGAAGAGGCGAUGUCCCAGGAGUUGCCGGAGGCUGGUGAAGCCGCAGCGCAGAAGAGCUUGGAGAAGUGGCUCCGGGAGCAAAACGAAGAACCCAAGGACCUCCAUGAACCGGUCUUGUGGGAUUUGCCCACAGGCGGCGGCGGUGCUAAGGGUCACGACGCCCUGCAAUGGGCGAAUUUGGCGAAACCGGAUGGCUGGCUACGAAUUUCGCACUACAUGGCCGUGGGAUGCAUCUCUGCCAGGGAGAUCUUCGCCCGUGCCGAAGAGUCCCGCAACUUCAACGGCGUUGCUCAUCGUUUACUUUGGCGUGAACUUCACCGAUUGAAUGCCAUCAGGUGGGGCCGGCGACUCUUUUGGUUGCAGGGCCCAGGACGUGUGGAGAGACCUUGGUCUUGGGAUAUGAAGCUGGUGGAGGCAUGGAAGGCGGGCCUCACUGGAGUUCCUUACAUCGAUGCCUGCAUGCGGGAACUCAAGCAGACCGGAUGGUUGGCCUACAAAGGUCGCAAGACAGUUGGUUUUUAUUUCGUUUUCAUUCUUGGCUUAGAUUGGCGCAUUGGCGCUUUCCAUUUCGAAGAUGUCUUGUUGGACUAUGACGUGGCCAUGAACUAUGGGAAUUGGGUCGUGGUGUCAGAGGUGGAUAAGAGCAGCCGUGGCGCACACGGUUUCAAGACUGUGGAGGAUCUUGCUGCAUGGAAGAUGGAGGAGUUUGAAUGGAAGCUCAGUGCGGAGAAGAAGAAUGACACUUCGGGGGACUAUCUGCGUCGAUGGCUUCCUGAACUUCAGAAGUUGGACGCCAAGCACAUCCACGAGCCCUGGGCCAUGUCAGAGGAGCUGAUGACCCGCUGUGGCUGUGUGCUGGGGCGGGACUAUCCGAUGCCGCUUGGGGGGCCUUUCAGGAUGAGAGAGGAAGUGUCGGAAGAAGAGGAACGUCGCUUUCAUCCGAACGACUCUUCCGGAAACCGCUAUACGUACAAAGAAUUCAUCGACUUCGCUAUGAAGAAGGGCUAUGAUGCAAAUUUUGGGAAGAAGUGCUGGGAGGAGGCGCAGCCAAUUAGCGUUCUACAGGAAGAGAAUCAGCAGCUUCGGCAACAGCUGCAGGCUGCGGAGCAUCAACUUCGCAGCUUGCAGAGUGCCUGAGUCAAGUGCAUUUGGCAUUUGGUGUUUAGCGCAGACAACGACAGAUCUUGGCAGAUCUCCUGGCGGGCGAGCGAAUCUUUUUUUAAGUGGAGAUGCCGAGAGUCACCGAGAGUCAGUCAUACUCC
Molecule: messenger RNA, 2067 nt
Organism: Cladocopium goreaui
Lineage: Eukaryota; Dinophyceae; Suessiales; Symbiodiniaceae
Source: the annotation of a GenBank genome assembly